GCCCCUGGCGAAUUAGUUACCGUGAAUUUUCUUUGAUCUAUAUAAGUUGUCUCCUUUUUCGCCUGUAUAAUGGUAGCACCACCACCACCUUCGUCUUGCUUUGCCGCCGCUUUUCCUUCCUAGUGUUAAAAGUCAGCCCCGAGUUUCCAGUUUCCACUCAUUUGUAUCACUUACAUGUGUAGCUAGCUGGCUAUCCUCAUGCACAUAUAUACAACAAGCGCUCGCUCGGCUGACUCCUCUCUAGGAGGGAGUAAAUAUUGAUGAUAUGCAUGCAUGGUAGGUCACGGCGCUCCGCUUGAGGGCUGAUCGAUCAUAACCUGCACCAGUGAAUCAACACCGACAUCGGCGGCCGCGGCUGCCACCAUCGGUCGAUCAUGUGUGACCUGUUUUGGCUGUCGCCGGGCGAACAAGGAGAUCUCUCUGAUGUCGUCAGGGCAAGCCUGCACCCGCCUCAUCAGCUGCCAACCCCGGCUACCGACGAGGAGGAGGAGGAGUACAGCUCGCUGCUGCUGGAAGGAGGAAGCGGUGGAGGUGGCCUGGUUGUCGGCCAUGGGCAUGGUGAUGAGCAGCUAGGAAUGGUGACCAUGAUGAUGGGCGGCAAUACCAGGCCUCCUUCGUCCGAUCAUCAGGUGAUCUCCAUGCUGCAUUCACCGACGGCGACGACAUAUACACGGCCGCAUCCAGAGCCACUGGCUGGGAUGCUUCGUCGGCCGGACAUCGAGAGAGGUGGCAUGGUGGUCGCGCCACUGCCGGAGAUAGGCGACCGCCUGCAGCACAUGUCGAUCGUCCACCACCCUCGUGUACCUGCUGCGAUGAAGCCAAGGAAGAGCCAGUCAAAGAAGGUGGUGUGCAUUCCGGCACCGACGGCGGCGCCGGGAGCGAGCGGGCGGCAUAGCACGAGCGGCGAGGUGGUGCCGUCAGACCUGUGGGCGUGGAGGAAGUACGGGCAGAAGCCCAUCAAGGGGUCGCCGUACCCGAGGGGCUACUACCGCUGCAGCAGCUCCAAGGGGUGCCCGGCGAGGAAGCAGGUGGAGCGCAGCCGCACCGACCCCAACAUGCUCGUCAUCACCUACACCUCCGACCACAACCACCCGUGGCCGACCCAGCGCAACGCCCUCGCCGGAUCAACCCGCCCCUCCUCCUCCGCCGCCGCCACCGCCAAGAUCGCCGCCUCCUCUUCCUCUUCAUUGGCGGCCGCGGCAGCUCGUAAUAGUAGCAACACCAACGUCGACGUCGACUGUGCUCGUGCUCACCAUCAGCUGAAGCAAGAGAGCGACCUGGACCUGUUCGCGGACAUGGACGCCCUCAACGUCUUCUCGUCCAUCGACAAGAUCCAGGAAAAUGACAGCAAGCACCAGCUGUUUGAUCCUUUCAGCUCCGGCUUCUGCGACUACAUCUGAUCCAGAAUUCAUCAUCUUCCUCUACCGCUGAAGGCCACGAAAUCGAGCAAGCAAUCGACGCUUACACAGUCCUGAUGAUGAGACUUUUUACUUGUGUCAGUAGUAGCUUCUAUGGGGGGCCUUUUUAUGUUUACUUGAAGGAAAGAGCAUGUCACUAUAGUUAGCAACAAGAGAACGUGCAAGGCCAGAUUCGAAUGUACUUGUCGAUGACAACUUGGUUAAUUAUACUGAACCCAGCUUAAGGAAUAUAUAGCUACCAAUGCCUGCAGUUUUCA
Triticum aestivum (bread wheat) is the source of this 1675-nucleotide messenger RNA. Its product is annotated as probable WRKY transcription factor 3. The record is from RefSeq and is a predicted model, not a curated record. Gene Ontology annotation, molecular function: transcription cis-regulatory region binding; DNA-binding transcription factor activity. NCBI's taxonomy places the organism in Eukaryota, Viridiplantae, Streptophyta, Magnoliopsida, Poales, Poaceae. Gene Ontology annotation, biological process: regulation of DNA-templated transcription. The transcript has 2 exons. Gene Ontology annotation, cellular component: nucleus. Bases 375 to 1400 code for a protein of 341 amino acids.